AUGUGUUUUAUAUUAUCAUUAACCGAAUUGGUUGUAAGUGCUCUAAGUGGAAGAUUAUACUCACAAUCACAGCAGCAACAACAGACACCAUUAUCAGCCACAAGAACAAAAUCAUCGUACGCAGAGAAAAAAAUUUCUAAUAAUCAAGAACAAUUAAUCAUACAUUUCCAGAAUUUAUCAUGUCGAAAAGAAUUACAUGAUUACUCACAAUAUGCUUAUGAUUUAUUUUCAAAUGAAACAGAUCAGUCACUAAGUCGAACAGCUUAUUCUCUUCUUCCAACACUACCUUCAACAACAGUGGGGCAUAAUAAUCAUUCAGGAUCAAAUUUUGAUUUAAUAUCAUUGAUUCAGUCGUUGACACAGUAG
Messenger RNA from Didymodactylos carnosus, 366 nucleotides. The record is from the annotation of a GenBank genome assembly. NCBI's taxonomy places the organism in Eukaryota, Metazoa, Rotifera, Eurotatoria, Philodinida, Philodinidae.